AUGACUGUGUCGCCGAGAAUCAUUCCCUCUGCCACGCUCGCCCAGAGUGAGCUGUGGGACGAAGCGCGUCGCAACGGGCUUCGGAAACCGCGGUACAAGAAGCAAGACAUCGACGAGCGAAGAUCGAAGAACUUGAUUCCUGGGACGCCCUUGUCCGCUCUGCGCCAGGAUGACCGGGUGCCGGUUCUCCUGGUUCAGCGGUCAACAGAGUGCAGUGGGACGAGCGACCGAGGUCUUCAUGGAUGGACGCUAUUCCUGCCAGCCGGCUGGGGCAUGCCUUUCUUCUCGUCUCUCACGUUCACCGGAACACGUGUCGCCGGCCAACGCGAGCGCGCUGCCCAAGCGUUCGAGGCAGGAUCUGCCUAUUUUCCGCGUGACUAUCCCACGUGCCUUAGUUACACGGCGCAUGUGACCGAGCGUGAAUCAACCGAGCGCGCAAGGUGGGAGAGGACGCCACCUGCUAAACGCCCGAACUUCGAAAAACUGGGAACGCGUAGUCCCUGGCGUGCUGACUGGGAGGUCGUUUUGGGUGCAGACCCGGAUCUAGUUUCCACUCAGCGCGAGCCAGGCAAGGAGACUUGGGAGCCUUGGCUUCUCCGUGGAUCGGGUGUGCGGGCGCUGCUCGACAAGCUCAUUGCAGACCCCGGUGUUUUCAGUGCUGAGCUCAAUGCUUUACGAAUCAAACGGCAUUUUGCCCCAUUGCAGCAAUCAUCAGUGUUACUAGCAUCGAGUGCGUUGUUGCGCGUCAAAAUCAAUCCCAUCAAAGAGGGGAAUCCGCAGGAUCUGGCUUUAAUCUACGCCAUUCCCAGCGAUGAAGGAGAACUACCCUCCGAAAUCAUCGGUUAUGUGACAUCCGGGAACUUUUCGCUGUCUCAAGGGACUGGCUUUGCCAUCGGGGCUGUCAGUCUCACUAGCUACCUCAAGCUCACCACCAAGAACCUGCCCUCGGAGCGCACCAAAAGCACGCUCACCAAGAACCCGCUCUUCGUCAAAUAUCGAGACCGUGAUGGUCAUGUUUUUCGGGCAGCAGAAAUCCAAGUGCUUGAUACUUAG
Messenger RNA from Mycena citricolor, 1053 nucleotides. The record is from the annotation of a GenBank genome assembly. Lineage: Eukaryota; Fungi; Basidiomycota; Agaricomycetes; Agaricales; Mycenaceae.